Mesocestoides corti is the source of this 4971-nucleotide messenger RNA. NCBI's taxonomy places the organism in Eukaryota, Metazoa, Platyhelminthes, Cestoda, Cyclophyllidea, Mesocestoididae. The record is from the annotation of a GenBank genome assembly.
GAUGUGGAACAUGAGCUAAUUCAACCAGUUACGAAGCAUUUAUUCUACCUGGAAGUUAAAGAUAAAAUUGAAAAUCGUGGUCGCUCCGGUCACCUUGGAGUUGAUGGAGCAUUUAUACAACCAUCGCUAGAGGCAGCAGUUCAGCUUACUGUCCUCUCAGCGCAAAUUGAAUUUGAGGAUUUCCCAGAAAACGAGUUGGAUGACGAGGCUGAGCAAUUAGCUCUUUCAAAGAGACUUUUGCGACUUCUUCCAAAAUACCUGCCCAUCAACGUGCAAAUAAACGCGGGAAUUGCUCAACGUUUAAAGGAAUGUUACAGGAAUAACAAAGGUUUGAAUAGGGAAGAAGCUGAGAUCAGGUACCUCAAGAUUGCGCAAUCUUUUCGACUCUUUGGAGUGGAUUAUUUUGUGGUGACGUGCGUUAGAAUGAAGGAUCCACGAACCCUCAGUCUAACGCGGUAUUUCAGCAAAGCAGAAUUCUCAAGUUGGCGAACUCUGCUUGACGCCUUUUGGCAUGCACCCCGGAGCGGCGGUGUGCCAGCCAGCCAGCCAGCCAUCCGGCCGCGUCCCCGCGCCGGUCUGCACAAAACCCCUCGGUCGACAUUUCGCAAACCAUCGAAACGCGCCUUCCUCCCGUAUAAACAUGGCGUGCUGGGUUUGGGUUUAUUCUGGCAGUCGAGUCGUGUUGAGUUGAGGUUCUACAUAAGCCAUAUAUUCGUCUACACAAGAGUAAGGCUUGGUUGGAGCCAGGGAUUCGGGAGGGAGGAGCAGGUGACGUGGCUCACCUGGCCAACGUCUGCCCCUCCCACGGGCACCACCACCACCACCUCGUCCAACAUCCGGGGCGCACACGCCCUCAUUCACGAUCGGCAUCAGGAAUUGUCGUGGGUCGGAAUCACUGCAGCGGGAAUACAACUGUUCGCGAAGAACCAAGUUGACCGAGCUCGAUAUACCUUCCCUUGGAACAUAAUCAAAAAUGUCUCCUAUCGAGAACGCAAGGUGGGUCCUCUUUUAGCACCAGGUUCAAUCUUGCAGUUCACAGUGAAAUUGAACACAUCUUGGCGUCCUUCAAAGAAGUCUGGCGGUGCAGUCGCAGGUCGCCAGACCGCAGCACCAAGUUGCUCGUCACCGGGCGCAGCCAUCAGCGCCCCGCACACCCCCUCGAUCUCGCGCCGUUCACCCAGUCGGCCGGGAACCCCGGUGUCGGGCAAGCGCGCGCUCUCCCGCCCCCCGCUGCCACCACCGCCGCCCCCGCCGGCGCAGGCGAUGGGCGACGCAAGGUCAGGCAAGUACCUCUCUGCGGCGUCGCAUCAACCGCGCGGUCAGUUGGUGGGGGCGAGAAACAAGGCGCAGUGCCACCUUUCUCCUGGCGUCAUCGAUGUUGUUGAGGGAUCGAGGCUGGAAGGGAAGAUCCCGGAGCCCUCUUCACAGGUUCGAGACCCCACAGAGACAUUUAGAGGCUACGGCGGUGGCCACCCGUAUCGAUCCACCAUCAGCGCAAGUCCCGCCAGCGACUUUGCCGGGGCCCCCAACAGCGGCGCCUUCGGGGGGUCGGGGGUCUCGUCGGGUGGUUCGGUCGCCAGUGGGCCCGUACCGACUUCCCGGCACGCCGCCACCGUCAUCGAGAUGUGGCUUGCUGAACCUUACCAGGCAAAGAACAUCAUCCACUUGUGCGCUGGGAAUCAUUCUUUGUUUAUGCGGCGCAGGCAGCCUGACUCCGUGGAUGUUCAGCAGAUGAAGGCGCAGGCACGGGAGGAACGCAUUCGGCGGGGGGCUGAGCGCGCUCUCCUGGAACGCGCGCGAUCAGAAAAAGCCGCCGCUCUGAAGUUGAACGCCGCACUGGAAUCCCGGUGUGCGCAGCUCGAGUCGGCUCUGCGUUCCACAACAGCAGCAACUGCAGCAUCGGUAAAUCGACAACGUUCGCCCGGCGGAGGCUCCUAUAACUCGGAUCACAGCUUGACUAAGGGCGAUGGCGAGAAGGAGGUUGAAGAACAGGAAGGGGAAUUGGACGAUGUGGGGGAUGUUGGAGACGCGGAGGGCGGGGACGAAGUCGAAGAAGGCGAUCAUGGAGGGAGACCUGGGGUCCAGUUCGCCACUGGGCAGCUCCUCCACCAACCCUCCACCACUUCACCGAUCUACGCACGCCUUCGCCACCACCAACGGCAACGUCGGCAGACGGCACAAUACAGGAGGUGCAAAGAGGGGGCAUCUCAGCUCCUAGCUCCUCCACAGGCUCCGUCGACUGGAAUUUACGAAGGAUUUUUGUGGAGCCAGUCACCAGUGGCGGCGUCGGUGCCGACGCAGUCAGAACCGGCUAUUCCACAAAUGAUUCCCUGGUCUCCUGUGUGUAAUGCCCUGGUUCGUCAGCCGCGAGGGGACCUUACUUCGUUGACUUUCUCCCGACCGCCCUCCAUGCCUCCACGUCCAGCAAGGGUGACACAGAGUUUGGAGCGUCUUCCUUACCAACAAAUGGUGCUGAAUCCGGCCCGGACGCUCCAGGCUCCGGUACCAAUUCCGUCUCACCCACCUACUUCCAGCAUUUCCCUCCAUUCUUUCCAUGGGGGUCAACAAUACCACCAGCAGCAACACCACCAAACCGGCCCCCAGGUUGUACCUUCCAUUUCAUCUAACUAUCAGAUGUUCCCAAAACACUUCUACGGAAGUCGAAAUAACCAACAAGAGCCAGGAAAUCCCUGGCAAUACCCUCGUCCGCUUGGUGGCAGCACUCACCGCGGUCGUCUCUACAACGGAUUCAGUUAUCCGGGUCACUUGAACCAUCUCACAUCCAGCAACCUUGUCGGGGAGGAGGCCGGCACACAAUGCGACCUGAUCAGCCCACCGCCUCGUUCAACGUCAACCGUUUCUGGCGGAAGUCGACGGGUUUUCGAUGUGGGCGGAGCCCAGGCCACUCACGUGGAGCCAAGCGACGUGAUACUGCCACAACACUAUCAAUGGACCCGACCCAUUGAAUCUUUUCAGUCGAUGAGUCACCUAGCGUCCACUCGGAGACACUUCCAGCCAACCGCACAGUCAUUGAUGUGGUCAGGUGGCCUUCCCACGGGGAAGUAUCCAAAUCCCUACAUGGGUUGCCCUUACAUGACUCCGGGUUCCGGCGGGCCAAUGUGCUAUUAUCCACUCGGUUACUAUCGUGGCUCCAACCAACUCUCCUACUUUGACACUGGAGAUGUGCAUCAAUUGGGAUUUGGUCAUUAUGCUCCAUGUGCGCCCGUCUCCAUGCCGAUUCUCAACGGGGAAGAUGAUUUCUACCUCUCAGGAGGAGGCGAAACCGAGGAACUGCCUGGACCGCCCUAUUUUCAGCCUGCUUGGUUACCUUACUACGACCCUUACUGGAACUGGAUGCGAGCUACAGCAGGUAGCGCUUCUGUGGCAGCCUCUUCGACGGGCCUUGAAUCAAGGGCCGUGCGUUGGCCACCCGCCGUUCCUCCGGCCCCAGUGGUGACGGCAAAUGCUUCACUGAAUGCGAUGCUGUCACCGUAUGCGGGACCUACUCGGCGUCGAAUGCAUCAGCAGAAAAUGGCUGCUGCGAAGCAGCUGCAGAAACAACAACACCAGCAACCAGCGGAGGGUCAAGCGUUUGCACAGUUACCCCCAAAGCGACAGGUGUAUCGUGGAAUUUCGCUACAGGAUCUACCCAGUAGAACCAGAUCUGAUAGCGAGACGGUUGGCCAUGCGCGGGAGCGGUCGGCUUCACGACCCUCUUUGGUCCGCGCUGACGCCUCCACAGACGGAACCUCAGGAGGCGGGGGAGGCGGUGACGCGAGCAGCCCCGGGUACCUGGGUGCUUCUGCCCUCGAGGACCAACAGCCCCCGCGCAUCUUCACGUCGCCGCCACCGCCCAGCCUCCUCCUCCCACCCACUGCGACUCAGGAGGAUCGAAUGCGAAUCGCCUACCAACAGGCAAGUAACACCCAUCUCCCUGGUACUACCCCAAAUCCGGGGUACUUACUUCUUACGAAUAUGCAUUUGCAUCGACAGUUGUGGGAGGAGUGGGUGCGGAGGACCGGCACGACCUGCCCACCCGACAGUUCGCUCCCCAGUAAACAGCGCAAGGAUGGUGACGAGCACGGCCAGCGAAGACCCUCCGACGCUUACGAGUACUCGGGAGGUGGAUCGUCUCUGCGACGAGUUCCUCCACCGCCGAGUUACCAGCAGUUCAUGGUGUCGGGAACAUCGCCCCAAUCGGGCUACCAGAUGCAGCUGGGCAUUGCGGACAGCCGUGACCCAAGUGGGCCAGACGGCUCCAGUUCUGUGGGUUACGUGGGUGUCGACAUCCACGGCACUCCCAGCGGAGCGAGUGGCCCUGGGUUCGUCGGCGGGUACUCUCCGGGACACUUCGAGCCAUCGCCUCUGGGCAGGUUCUCAGUCCGGGCUGGCGAUGAAGAAGACGAGGGAAAUGAAGUGGGCGCUACAGAAGAGUACGCUCGAGAGACCCAACGCCCGCUGUCGAGAAGUUCCUUUAGUGGACUCAGACGUGGACAGCAUCCUGGCUCCGUUGACCGGUUGAGCACUAUCGCCUGUAUUGCUCAAUCUCCAGAUCCCAGUUACAUAUCUAACGUCCACCUUUACGCCAACAUGACCCUCGUGGAUGGUCAGCUGGUUCCCCUGAUGGGUCGUCCAGCUCCUCCCCUGCAAGACCAUCCUGCUUUUCUGCCCCCUUUCACGAAUCCUGCACGUCCAUCACCUCCCCCUUUGAACCCGGCUCCUCGAUGCUCCGCCCCCAGCAUCUCCACCGCAUCUGGUCAGUCACGGCCUCUCACAAAGUACCACUCGUCUCAGACUGUGUGGCUUACGAAUACUGGAGGCAUCUGCGACCAGGAGGCCUUAGUGACCCCCAGAAAAGCCCCCCAAUCGGCAAAACCACUCCAAUCAUCGCCGGCGCCACCACUGCCACCACCACAGCCUCCGAAGUGCGUUGUCUUCCAAGAUUCUCGAUGGAGUCAGUCAAACAAAUAA